AACCCCAAAACCCUUCUUGGUCAUCCCCCCUCCCCCAUCCCUUUCUCUGCCCCACAUCUCCUGGUCUUCUCCCCCCAGGGAGGAGUGGAUGAAGGCCAUCCAGACGGUGGCCAACAGCCUGAAGAACCAGGAACCCCCCGGAGAUGCCAUGGACUAUAAAUGUGGGUCUCCCUCCGACGGCACCGGCCCCGAGGAGAUGGAGGUGGCCGUCAGCAAAACACGCACCAAGGCCACCAUGAACGAUUUCGAUUACCUGAAACUCCUUGGAAAAGGCACUUUUGGGAAGGUCAUCCUGGUGAGGGAAAAGGCCUCCGGCCGCUACUACGCCAUGAAAAUCCUCCGGAAAGAGGUCAUCAUCGCCAAAGACGAGGUGGCCCACACCGUGACGGAGAGCCGGGUGCUGCAGAACACCAGGCACCCCUUCCUCACCGCGCUGAAAUACGCCUUCCAGACCAACGACCGGCUCUGCUUCGUCAUGGAGUACGCCAACGGCGGGGAGCUGGAGAACCUCAUGUUGGACAAGGACGGGCACAUCAAGAUCACGGACUUCGGGCUCUGCAAGGAGGGCAUCUCGGAUGGGGCCACCAUGAAGACCUUCUGCGGGACCCCCAGACAGUUCCAGAAGAAGCAGCUACACUCGGGGCAGAUGCUUGGGCUGAGCUUGAAAGCAGCCUAUAGACAACUUUAUGGGCACCUGCUAGUCCUGGAGGACAACGACUACGGUCGGGCCGUGGACUGGUGGGGCCUGGGGGUGGUGAUGUACGAGAUGAUGUGCGGCCGCCUCCCCUUCUACAACCAGGACCACGAGCGCCUCUUCGAGCUCAUCCUCAUGGAGGAGAUCCGCUUCCCCCGCACCCUCAGCCCCGAGGCCAAGGCCCUCCUGGCCGGGCUGCUCAAGAAAGACCCCAAACAGAGGCUCGGAGGAGGCCCCAACGACGCCAAGGAGGUGAUGGAGCAUCGGUUCUUCGCCCCCAUCAACUGGCAGGACGUGGUGCAGAAGAAGCUCGUGCCCCCCUUCAAGCCCCAGGUGACCUCGGAGAUCGACACCCGUUACUUCGACGACGAGUUCACGGCUCAGUCCAUCACCAUCACCCCCCCGGAUCGAUAUGACACCUUGGGCUCCUUGGAGAACGACCAACGCACCCAUUUCCCCCAGUUCUCCUACUCCGCCAGCAUCCGGGAGUGACGCCCCCCGCAGGACGACGAUGGCAACGACGACGACGACGACGAUGGUGAUGAUGAUGAUGAUUUUGGGGGUUCCCUCACCACCAAAAGGGGUGGUUUUCUCCCCAAAAAUUGGGGUGGGGGGGGACGGGACACAUUUUGGAAGCCAUAAACCACCCCCC
This is a messenger RNA of Calidris pugnax (ruff), 1346 nucleotides long. RefSeq names its product RAC-beta serine/threonine-protein kinase-like. Gene Ontology annotation, molecular function: ATP binding; protein serine/threonine kinase activity. Gene Ontology annotation, biological process: protein phosphorylation. Lineage: Eukaryota; Metazoa; Chordata; Aves; Charadriiformes; Scolopacidae. The transcript is spliced from 9 exons. The record is from RefSeq and is a predicted model, not a curated record. The annotation marks the transcript as partial.